Molecule: messenger RNA, 2481 nt
Organism: Emericellopsis cladophorae
Lineage: Eukaryota; Fungi; Ascomycota; Sordariomycetes; Hypocreales; Bionectriaceae
Product: putative glyoxal oxidase precursor
Exons: 1
Coding region: 1-2481 (826 amino acids)
Source: RefSeq, a predicted model, not a curated record
AUGUGCGCCGAAAACUGCGCUGGGUACACAUAUUUCGGCGUUGAGUACCAAUGGGAGUGUUAUUGCGGUAAUGAAUUCCAAGGCAGCUCGACCCAACGUCCCGCAUCCGAGUGCAACAUGCUCUGCGGAGGUGCCCAGUGUGACUUCUGUGGUGCAGGAGACCGUCUUUCUGUGUACGCCAUUGGCGAUGCACCUCCCACACCCUCCCUCGACCCAUCCACCACGGACGACGCACCCUCGCAGAGCCCUACCGCCCCUGUGCCCACCGAUCUUCCCGACGGCUGGGACUACUAUGGCUGCUGGGCCGAUAUGGUCAAUGGCCGCAUCCUCAACACACAAACCCCCGACGACCCCGAGCUCACUCUUGCUUCUUGCGUAGCUGAGUGUGAUCGCCGUGGAUACUCUAUCGCUGGUACCCAAUACUAUACACAGUGCUUCUGCGGCAACGCCAUUUACAACGGCGGCGAGCUUGCCGAUAGUGAGUCCGAGUGUAACACUGCCUGCGGAGGAAACAGUGACGAAUUCUGUGGAGGACCAAACAGGAUGAGCAUCUUCUCCCGUGGCGAACCCACGAUCUACCAGCCUCCCAGGGCAACGGAGAGGGUUGGUGACUGGGUCUAUGCUGGCUGCGUUACUGACAAUGCGGGUCUGGAUCGUACCUUCCCAUGGCAACUUAUCUUCGAUGGCACCUUGACACCCAAGAUCUGCACCGACGCCUGCGCCGAGUUCGGAUACGCUGCUGCCGGUCUCGAGUACGGCGUUGAAUGCUAUUGCGGUGACCCAGAAAAUAUUGAAGUCAACGGUGCCAGCAUUGUGGACGAUGAUGAGUGCGACAUAGCCUGCGCCGGUGACGGCGGCGCUAUGUGUGGCGGCGGUUCUCGCAUGACCACCUACUUCUGGGACGGCGAUGAGCCUCUGUACUCUUGGGAGUUUCCCGAAGACGGCACGCCCGAGGCAGGCAGCUACGAGUUCCUCAUUGGCGGCGUGGUUAUUCCCCUCAUGACCUCGCAAGCCGUCAACGGCAAGGUCACCUUCCUCGAGAAGUGGACGACUGGCCCUCCCAACUCGACGGGUGCCUACGAACUUGAUCUGAGUGCCAUUGACAACUUUGACCUUGCUUGGCGAACAAUGAACGUGAGGACCGAUCUCUUCUGUGCCGCCGGUGUCACGCUCCCGGACAAGGCUGGUCGGCAACUCACUGUCGGUGGCUGGUCAGGCGAGUCAACCUACGGUGUCCGUCUGUACACUCCCGAUGGCAGCGAUGGGGUUCAGGGCACCAACGACUGGGAGGAGGAUGUUGAUAUCCUGAGCCUUCAGGACGGUCGUUGGUACCCGUCCACACUCAACAUGGCCAAUGGUUCCAUUCUCGUGGUCGGUGGUGAGGAAGGUUCCAACGGUGCGCCUGUCCCUACUCUGGAGAUCCUUCCCUUCACAGGCGGUGCUCCGCUGUACAUGGAGUGGCUUGAGCGGACUGACCCCAACAACCUCUACCCCUACCUGGCCGUUCUGCCGUCCAAGGGUAUCUUUGUCUCCUACUGGAACGAAGCUCGUAUCCUGGAUGAGAACACCUUUGAGACCAUCAAGACUCUGCCCAACAUCCCCGGUGCGGUCAAUGAUCCCAUGGGUGGACGUACAUACCCUCUCGAAGGCACAUCUGUCCUGCUCCCUCAGAAGGCCCCUUACAGCGACCCUCUCGGUAUCCUCAUCUGUGGUGGCUCGACCGAGGGCGUGGCCAAUGCUCUGGACAACUGCGUCACCAUCUAUCCCGAUGCCGCCGAGCCAGAAUGGGUCCUGGAACGCAUGCCCUCGAAGCGUGUCAUGAGCUGCAUGGCACCUCUGCCUGAUGGUACCUACUUGAUCAUGAACGGUGCCAUGCACGGCGUGGCUGGUUUCGGACUUGCGACCAAGCCCAACCUCAACGCGAUCCUCUACGACCCCGAGAAGCCGACGGGCAGCCGCAUGACCGUCAUGGCCAAUACCACGGUGGCGCGCAUGUACCACUCCGAAGCCCUGACCCUCCUUGACGGACGUGUCCUUGUUUCCGGCUCGGAUCCUCAAGAUGGUGUCAACCCGCAAGAGUACCGCGUUGAAGUCUUCAACCCCCCUUACCUCUUGAGCGGCAAGCCUCGUCCCACGUUCACCAUGGAGAACACAGACUGGGACUUUGAGGGAACGUACUCGUUCACUCUUGGGUCGCCAGCCGUCAACGGUGCUAUCACCGCCUCCCUCCUUGGCUCCGUCUCUAGCACCCACGGUAACUCCAUGGGUGCUCGCACACUGCUUCCCGCUGUCUCGUGCAGCGGUACCGAUUGCACGGUCACUGCACCUCCUGGUCCCUACAUCUGCACGCCAGGGUGGUAUCAGUUCUUUGUUCUUGACGGCGGCGUUCCCGCUGUGGGUGUUUUCGUUCGCAUUGGUGGCGAUCCCGCCGAGCUGGGCAAUUGGCCUGAAGGCGAAGGCUUCACUCGCCCUGGCAUGUAG